Molecule: messenger RNA, 2166 nt
Organism: Patella vulgata (common limpet)
Lineage: Eukaryota; Metazoa; Mollusca; Gastropoda; Patellidae
Biological process (GO): DNA repair; telomere maintenance
Molecular function (GO): DNA helicase activity
Source: RefSeq, a predicted model, not a curated record
CUGAACUGACCUGAAUGAAUCAUUCGGCACACCUCCGCUAUUUCUACGAAUGAACGGGCAUUACGAAAAGGUAAGCCGAACGAAAAUUACGGGAAAAUCACAUGCGAACAAAAAUAAUGAAAAAUGGAUGAAUGUCAAAAAUUUGCGUUCAAUUUAGUGGUAAAUGGACACAACCUGGUCAUAACAGGUCAAGCUGAAACUGGAAAAACAUUUUUAGUAAAGAAUAUUGUAAAACAUUUGAGACAUAAACUACAGAAAAACGUUUAUAUCGUAUGCUCAACUGGAAUAGCUGCAACACACUAUGGUGACUUAGGUGCGCAAACUCACCAUAAAUGGUCGGGUAUUGAAGAUGGUAGAAAUUUGAAUGAAGAAAUUAUUCAUUUGGUUAAAACUGACGAAAGAUUUCAUUCUGUUAAAAACAAUAUCGAAACUGUUGAAACUUUAAUAAUUGAUGAGAUAUCAAUGAUCAGCGCCAAAGUACUUAAUCAAGUUCAACUAUUGUGUAAACAUGUAAGAAUUUCAACAGCUGCUUUUGGAAAAAUUCAAGUGGUUUUAGUGGUAGAUUUUUUUCAGCUGCCCCCGGUAUCAAAUGAACUUUUCUGUGAUCCUGGUAAUUUUUGCUUUAGCUUGCCCUGGUUUGAACAUUUUUUCCCACACAAACUCAACAUGUAUGUCAUUCAUAGGCAGGAUGACCCAAGCCUUAUUAAAUGCAUAAAUGAAUUAGAAAAGGGCAAUCCUUCGGAUGAAACCAUAACAUUUUUGAAUUCUUUGGACAGGCCAAUUGAAGAUGAAGAAUCGAGUAUUCAACUUUUUGCAAGAAAUCUGGAAGUGGACCUUUUUAACUACAAUAAACUGCAGUUCAUUAAUGGUGAGCUUAAAGUUUACAAGGCCGUGGAAGAAGGUUCACAUCAUUAUUUAAAUAAGUUUUUAGCGCCAAAAAAGUUAGGACUUAAAGUUGGUUGUCCAGUUAUGUUGGUAAAAGAUCUUAAUGAUGUUUUGGUUAAUGGCCUUCGUGGCAGUGUUGUAAAACUUAAUAAUGAAUCUGUAGAUAUAAAAUUUGUUCAAGAGAAGAAAAACAUAACAUGUAAUAUUUCAGCAACUAUUUUUACCAUAUUUGAUCCUGUUGAUAAAGUAGUUAUAGCAAAAAGAGUACAACUCCCUUUAAAGCUUGCCUAUGCCAUAACAAUUCAUAAAUCACCGGGUAUGAGUUUAGAAAAAGUAACUGUAAAUUGUGAGCACUGCAUUCAGCCGGGUCAACUUGGAGUUGCUGUAGGAAGAGCAAUGUAUGUAGAAGGUUUAAAGGUUGUAAAUUUUACUAAAUAUUUGUGCAAAAAACAUCCUGCAAACGUAUCCAAAUUUUAUGACAAUAUAUCCAUAGGUACUGUGAGGAAUGAUUUAACGACACUGACGUUGAACCUUACGAUGAUGGAAAUGAAAACAAUGAUCAUGAGUGUGAUAAUCGUUCAUAUUUUAGGACCAAGUAGUCAGAUGUUAACUUCAAUUAUGUUUUACCUCGAGAAAAAGUUUUUUGAACAUUUGUCUGAACAUUUAAAACUUUCUGACCCUGAGCCUCUGAGAAAAAUAUCUGUCGAUGAUGUACUAUGUUCUUCUGGAAGAGGAAAAAUUCGAUAUGUUAGUGGAUAUGUUAUAGCGAAAAUUAAGCAUAAUUUAUCAAGAAAGAUACGGAAUGCGCUAUUUGUGCCUGGAAAAGAGGAUAUUUUGUCAACUUUUCAGAAUCAGAUGGAUAUUUUGAAUUCCUUAUGUUCUUCGUAUGAUGAAUUAAGAGACGUGUCAAGUGAUAUGGACAGUUUGGAGGAGAUAAAAAGAAAAUAAAAUGUGAGAGAAGGUUUGACCAAUAUUUCAGAUCUGACAUUUCAAUUUUUUUCAAAACUAGAAUUAUUAUGUCGUGAAAAACUUACACAUACAAAUUUGAUAAGCAUUGGUAAGCAUUUAUUCAGUAUUUUUCUUAAAAAUCUUCUAAAUGAUACAGAUUUAUUUCAAACUUGGAUUAAUUGCAAUCGUGUAUAUAUUGAGGGUGAAGAUUGGGUAUGUUGUGACGUGUGUUCCUUGUUGUAUCACAGAGAUUGUGUACAGCUGCAAGAUGAAGUUCAAUGGUCAAGGCUGAAAGAAGAUGGAGAGCCUUUCACAUGUCCUAUGUGCAUAUAG